Messenger RNA from Mytilinidion resinicola, 748 nucleotides. RefSeq lists its product as uncharacterized. Bases 274 to 705 code for a protein of 143 amino acids. NCBI's taxonomy places the organism in Eukaryota, Fungi, Ascomycota, Dothideomycetes, Mytilinidiales, Mytilinidiaceae. The record is from RefSeq and is a predicted model, not a curated record. The transcript has a single exon.
GAAACGAGCGGAAUGGACCGCUGUAUGUAUAGAGGUGGCGAGAGCAAGGCAUCGAGGUGCUGGCGCUCGCUGCGGGGAUGGCGGAGAUGUAUGAGCGAGAUAUGGGCUAGAGGACAGGUAUUGGGGGGGAAGGAAGAUUUCACGCCGUGUUGCAUACUCUCUGGUACUCCCUUUCGCCUGUGCUCGAUGGCGCAAAAGGAAUGAGGAGUGGAUUAGGGCAGCGUGAAGCACUCGCAGGAAUGAAUACUCUAGACUCCUUGCAUACCAAGCAAAAUGCUCUCCUUAACUAAGACACCCGUCCAUAUAAGCUCCCCUUCCUUCCUUCCUUCCUGCCUCCAUCCUACCCCAAAACCACUCUCCCUCACGCUCCUCAACCAUCCACGCCAAACCCCCCCCCCCCCCCCUUCCAAAAGCCCCAAGUAUAGCACACACCACCACGUCACGUCCAAACACAGCAACUCUCUUGGCCGCUCAAAUCUGGGGGGAAAAAAAAAAUCAAAAAAUCAAAAAAUCGUUGAAAAGCCAGAGUGUCGGCCAGACCCACGGGCGAGAGACUCCAGCCAGACCGUGGCAAGAAGACCGUGGCUAGAUUGCGCCGUGGUAGGAAGACUCAGGGGCAAGAUCGUUUUUCGUGUUCUGCUUUGGUCUUUGUUGAUGUGUGCCUCUUUUCUGUGGGUGAGUUGUGCUGGGGCCGCUGUGGUUUAGAAGGCUGGGCGGUGGGGGGUUCUGAAAAGGGGUUGGAGAGGAG